AUGUUACUGCUAGCGCUCCGCAGCAUGUUCUUCCUGGCUGUCCUCGUCGGGUACAGCUCCGGGAUUUGGCGAUUAAUCAACGAUUACUUCCAUAGAGAGUUCAAAAGUUUUCUGGAGGAGGAGGUGAAGAAAAACAAGUACCUGCUGGAGGAUCCAACAGCGCCUGAAACUAAUAGCGACCAGCUGCCGGUAGUGAAUAAUGUCCCAGCGGAUAAUGCCCUCAAGCAGUCAUCCGCACCGGUCUCUUCCAAUCGGUUGCUUGAUGAAGUCAUAGUCGGAUUUGGGAGACUCUUCACCUCGCAAUAUGACAAGCAACGAGGGACCAGCACCAAACAAGGACAAGACAAGACACUGAUAAGCAGCAUCCCGCCUCCGGUUAUAGGCGCUGCGAGUGGAUCCUCCUCAACCGCCCACGACGAUUACUCGGAUCGCAACGGACAGAGGGAAGCGAUAGUAAUUGAAUGUGACGAGUUAUCGGGGAGGGGUCCUUCUCCACCUUCGAACGACGAUGACUGGGUGGCGGAGGAAGAGGAGGAGGAAGUGAGAAUGGGCUACUGGAAAAAUCGCAACCGGGAAGUGGAACAAGGUGAAAAUAUGGGAUACUGUGUGGGGGACCAAAGCGAGGAAGAACUGUUGAUAGACAGCUGUGGAUAUAAAUUUACUCCAUAGAGUGUUAAGCGAAAAGCAUGUUUUGUGAGAAAAGUAAAAUGGGAUAAAGUUUUUUAUGGACUACAAGUGAGUGAAUUGUUGGCUGGAAAGGCGAGAAAGGACAAAAAUGUUAAACGGUUUUACUAUGAACGGGCGAAGAGACUUUCCAAAUCGGAAGCAAAGUUUUUUUUUAGAAAUGAAGUUUAUCGAUGACAUCUGAAUCAGCAUGUGUAGAGUUUCCCAAAGACCACAUAAUUUGAAUAACAAUAUUAAUGUUAAAAGUCAUACAGAUAAAUAUUACUCUUAGAUGUUUUUGAAGAA
Toxorhynchites rutilus septentrionalis is the source of this 969-nucleotide messenger RNA. RefSeq lists its product as uncharacterized. The transcript is spliced from 2 exons. Lineage: Eukaryota; Metazoa; Arthropoda; Insecta; Diptera; Culicidae. The record is from RefSeq and is a predicted model, not a curated record. Bases 1 to 669 code for a protein of 222 amino acids.